This is a messenger RNA of Puntigrus tetrazona (Sumatra barb), 3579 nucleotides long. RefSeq lists its product as uncharacterized. Bases 1039 to 1977 code for a protein of 312 amino acids. NCBI's taxonomy places the organism in Eukaryota, Metazoa, Chordata, Actinopteri, Cypriniformes, Cyprinidae. The transcript has 8 exons. The record is from RefSeq and is a predicted model, not a curated record.
GUAAAAUUUUCCAAUUCUUGUAUAAUUCUUAAUUACUUUUAAACAAUAAUUUGUCACGUGAGAGAUGUGCCUCUCUAAAAUGUAUUAUUUUAGGGGUGUGUGUGUGUGUGUGUGUUUUUGUAAUGUAAUGUAUUUUUUUAGGUUUUCUCCUAUGAGGUGAAGAGUAAUCUAAUAUAAAAGAAUCCAAGAUGAUAUAAAAAUGUGAAGAAAAAGAAAAUAUUCAAUUUGUUGUUACAUGAUGUGCAUUAACAAUACAUUACAUCAUGACUACCCAAAAUGAAGUUUGUUAAAGCUGCAGGGGGUUUAUUGUAAAGCAAAUAAAUAAUCUUUAAAAUGUCUUAAAUGAAUCAUUUUAAAAUUACAUCAUGUUUACCUUUAUGUCAUGCGACUACUAACCGAUGGCGUAUAAUCGUGAACAUGCAAAAGUAAUACUUCAUUAUUGACUUAUUACUUUAAAAUCUAUUUAUAUUAUGUGAAAGUUUAUAUAUAUAUAUAUAUAUCACUAUUCAUUUAUUAAUCAGAAUCUUUUACGCUGGACUUGGAGGGUAAGUCUUCCAUCUAGUGGUUGUUUAGUUAAAUGACAGUAUUUGUCCUUAAAAUUACAAUCUUUCUACUUUUCACCCACACACAUAUAUAUAUAUUAUUAAACACUUAUUAAUCCAAAUCUUGUACAAAAGGUACCAGGAAUGUACGUGCGUCAUCUAGUGGCUUUUUGGUAAAUUUAUGGUCUUUGACCUUUUACUGUAUUGCAAAAUAAUGUGAAUGUAACCUGUUGUAACAAUUUCCUUUAUACACAUAACUGUCCAAACUCACCAAAAAAGGUUAGAUACUCUGUAUUAUAAUUCUUAUUUGAAGGUUUUUGUAUGAAGAGUGUAAAGACUGUUUGUGUUCACGUGUACAUACAAUAUGUCAGUAUAUUGAGAGACCCUACAAUGCCGUUUGAAAACCACAGUUUAGCCAUGACUGCUUUACAUCCUGUUUCACUCUAAAUAGCUCACAACAAGGUGCUUCAACACGUAACAUAGCUUUCACUCUCUCAUGAACAAUAUGAAGAGCCUGUAUAUACUGCUUUUAGCACAGAUAAGUGUGCAGCUUAAGUGCGACAACACAAGGAUUCAAGCCACAAUUGGAAGCACUUUGACAAUUACCUGCACCUAUAAAGCAAACCAGUAUCGAUUCAGCAAAAAGUACUGGUGUGCUGGAGACUCCAGAUCCUCGUGUGAAGUUCUGAUGGACACAGAUGGAUUCACACACGCUGUGUACAGAACACGGGCUCAAAUCAUUGAUGGAGCUUCUAGAGGCCUGACGGUAUAUAUAAGAGAUCUAAAGUUAGAUGACAGUGGAACUUACUGGGUUGCGAUUGACAAAAUUUAUGCUGAUUUUAUGAUCAGGAUCCAGGUCACUAUAACAAAAGAGGCUGUAAUAAAACCAAAUGUUUGGCCUCUCAGCUCCCCCGAGAUGACUUGCUGGGGUCAACCAUCUGUGUUUCGCUGUAGGAGUGAGAGAGGAGCGGAUGUGCAGUACACUUGGUACAGAGUUGGACACCCAAACAACAUUGUUCUGCACCAUUCCUCUGAUCUCUAUCUCCAUUGUUCAAACAUCACUGAAGACAGUCAGCUUUUCUGCUCAGCCUUUAAUGACGUCAGCAGCCAGAGAAGCGAAUUUGUUUCUCUGCAUCUACUUCAGUCUGCAGAAAAGGACUGUGUUUAUCGCAUCUCAUCGAACGCUUUCUCUAGCUAUGAAUGUAUAAGAAGCACAACAUCACUCUCAACAUCCAUCCAAACGACAGAGAAAUUCCUGAGCUCUACAACGGUUUCUCAUCUCACAUGGAGUCAGAAUAAGACAACGUCUUGGUCUGGUUUGCCAAUGUGGUAUGAGUGUCUUCGUUGGAUUCUCUCCUCAGUUAUGAUUACCAUCUUGUGCGUAGUGCACUCAUGCUCAAAAUACACAUCAAGCAAACACCCCAAAGACGUUUGAUUAAGAGACAUGGUUGCAACUUCAUUUCAAGUGUGUCUUUUUUUGUAUUUUGAAAUUCGCGUUGACUUAAAGGAUAUUCUUUGUUCUUACCCACAAGGUGUACAAUUAAUUAAUCUCUAAACCGCAUUAAUCAUUCAGUCUUCACAUUGUUUACAUGACAAGCAGGUAAUAACAUAUUAAUGCAGGUAACAUUGUCAAGCAUUGCUGGAGUCAACUUGUAUUCUGUUUGGUCCAUCCACUGAAUGAAACCGAACGUGGCCAUUGUUAUCUUGUGUGCCUUUCCUGGAAGGAAAAUGCAUCACACAAUGAGCUAUUGAAGUUGUUUUUGUGACCUUGUGCAUGAACCGUGGUCUAGGAAAAAAUAAGACUGAUUUAAAUCAAGUAAAGUUUGAAUAAAAUUAAGUAAAGACUGAUUUUGCUUUAUACUUUUAACUCUAAACUUUGUCAGCUGAAACCCUUUGAUCUAAAGUAUUCAUAAAAUACCAAUAUUUGCCAUUUCAAACGGUUUUCUUGUGUCACAUGACACCCAAGGAAAUAAAAUGUUUAAUUUCUUUCUUUAUUUUUAAGUCAUUUUAGCCUUUCAGUCGAUUUAGCCUUUAGCAUUGCAAAAAUAUACAAUAUGUUGUACAUUUUUUCCAUAUAUGGCCUUGAAAUGUUAUGGGCUCUGAACCAUUAUAGCUUUCUAACAGUAAUAACAACAGCCGCAAAACAAAAAGCAUUGAUUAAUUUUCAAUAACAGCCAAUUUAUUUUUGAGCUGCAAAAAAGGCAUAAUUAAUGAAUAAUUAGUUUAGUACUUCUACUAUUACCAAAAUAAUUUAUACAUAAAUAACAGCCCUGUUCAAGCCUUUUUAUAUAUGUAUUUGUAUUCAAGUUUUUGGUUGGAUCAGGUUACGUAAGAAAGGAUUUAAACUUGUGCACACCCAUCCUGUUUCCCCAUUCUUCAUCUUUUCGUGAUUACUGUUGGGGACACAAAUUCUUAAGGACUCCGCUCCAGUGUGUAAAACAAAUUAUUCUGAAAUGAUAUUAGGCUAGUCCACUAAUGUGCAGAGACUAUGGCAUUUAUGUUGCUGAAUCUCUUUGCUCCUGCCUUCCUGUGUCUUCUGAAAGCUGGGAGUAUCAGAGUUUUCCCAGAUGGAUCCACUGUAACAUUUGAGCGCAAGAUUGGACACAGGCCAGUUGACUUAAAAGCACCUACAUCAUUUACCUGUAAGGGAAACCACUGGACAAGUCUGGAACUUAGUUGCACAACAGGACAACGACCCCAAACAUACAGCCAAAGUAAUUAAGAACUAUCUUCAGCGUACAGAAGAACAAGAAAUACCCGAAGCGACGGCAUGGAGGAUGUGAGAUUAUGUGCCUUAAAUUUGGAUGAAUGUGUCAGGUACUCAUCAGCGGGUUUCUAAUGACUUAGCUCAAAAUGAUGUUUCUUUUUAAAACAAUUCACAUAUUUCUGAUUUAAAGUGUGACUAUUUCUCGGGUCAUCUACUUCUUAUUUCAGUUAGCAGUGUAUUAACACCCUCUUUCUUUUAUUUAUUUUCCUUUUUGUUGUCAUUGUCGGAAAGUCAUGGGCAUACGCACUUGAUAAACACUGACUAACGCGC